AUGGCGCCCGGCGGCACGAUGCCCCCGUCCGCGCCCCACCUCAUGUUCCGCCGCCCGGACCUCGCCGCGCCUGCGCCUCACGCCGUCAUGCCGCCUCCUGCCGCCGCUGGUAUGGACAAGGAAGGGGAGGAGCGCCGGCUGAAGCUGUCCGACCUGGAGUGGCUGGCCGACCUAGGCGAGUGCGCGAGCGGGGUGGUGACCAAGGUGCGCCUCCGCGGCACCGCCGGCCCUGCGUUCGUGCUCAAGGUCGCUCACUACCCCGACGACAUCGACGCGGGGAGGGAGCAGGACGAGGUGCUCCGCCGCGCGUGCGGGGCCGGGCCACCGUUGCCGUACGUGGUGCGCUGCCACGCCGUUCUACGCGGUGACGGCGGCGAGCCCGCGUGCCUGCUCGAGCUCAUGGACGCCGGGUCGCUCUAUGACGUCCUCCACCGCCGCGGCGGCCGCGGCGGCCUCCCGGAGCCCGCGCUGCGCCCUCGGGCUCGCGCACCUCCACGCGCGCGCCGUCGCGCACCUCGACCUCAAGCCCGACAACCUGCUCGCCAGCGCUCGCGGGGACGUCAAGAUCGCCGACUUUGGCGUCUCAAGGAUCUUCUUCGUCGGGUCUCCAUCACCGUUGGCACCACCGCGUACAUGAGCCCUGAGCGGUUCGCACCCAACGCCCACGCCAGACAGCGUGGGGCCUGCGCCGCCGACGUCUGGAGCCUCGGCGCCACGGUCCUGGAGCUCUACUUGGGCCACCGCCCUGUCCUGCCCGCCGAACGAGCGCCGUCUUGGAAGAUGUUCAAGGAGGCCAUCUGCUACGGCGAACAACCGGCGGUGCCGGAGAGCACGGCAGCAUCGGCGGAGCUGCGCGGGUUCAUGGCCGCGUGCGUGCAGAAGGAUCGUCGGAGGCGCGCCACAGUGCCGCAGCACCCGUUCGUGGCGCGCCGGGACGUCGAGGCGUUGCGCUGCGCCCUACGAGAGAUUAUCGUGGAGACCAUAUAA
Messenger RNA from Triticum turgidum subsp. durum (durum wheat), 987 nucleotides. Lineage: Eukaryota; Viridiplantae; Streptophyta; Magnoliopsida; Poales; Poaceae. The record is from the annotation of a GenBank genome assembly.